AAGAUGGCGCUUCCCAUCGUGGACAACAUGUGUUCUACAAUGCUGGGGCUAUUUAAGCAAGAGAGUAAUAAGCAUGGAACUGCAAUAAACUUGCUUCCUUCAUUUACAGAAGAUUCGACAGAGCUGCAGAUCUUUAGAUUCGAGAAGUCUGGCAAUCUGUCUUCAUGGGUUGGUCAUAUCAACAGCUGUCUGAACUCUACAAAAACAAGAUUGGAGGGUGUAAGUCUCUUGAGGGCCCUUGUCCCUCAGUGUCCACUGGAGAUCUUCCAGCAGCACUGUUUGUCAUGGGUCAGGUUGCUUAUACAAAGUCUACAGUCGUAUGAUUCACCACCAGUCAUCAGCCUCGUUGCCAGAACACUGGAAAUCAUUCUCCAGGAUGCAGCCCAAGUGUCUGAGCUGUCAAGAGAAGUGUCUAAUUCAAGCAUAUCUAUCAUCAUGCUAGCAGCUCUUGACAUGAAACAACUGGAUUCUGCGAUAAGUCUCCUGUCUGCCUGUAUACAGAACUUCCCUGGACCCUGUGGACCAUUUAAGACACGUGCUGAGAACUUCUUUCUGCAAGUCAUGUACUCUGAGGAGAUUUUAGACAUCUCUUUGUCUGCAAGUCGAUGUCUGGCUCUACUUCCAAGGGUUGGAGGUGGUGGCCAAGGUGGGAUCAAACAUAUAGAGGCAUGGUCCUUCUUCUGCCACAGGGUGUUGACUAGCAUGACGAUUGUACUAGAUGAUCUGUAUGGGGAAACAGACUCAGGGAGCCAGGUUGACUCUGCCUACCCUCCUCUAGGUUUGCUUGAUGCACCAUCUAAGGAGCCUUCAAGAACAUGUACACUCAUCAGACACUUCAAGGUUCUAUCAGCUUGCCUCCAACACAUGAUUAGAGCUGAAUUUCCAGAAAUUGUGAAAAUUCCAGUCAAUCCUGUUUUGUCCUUGUGCUACAGAGUGCUUGCCUUGAAUGGCAAGAUGCUUUCCAAAAAGGUGUCAUUGCAAUGGACUCUGCUGGCUGGUUCUCUCUCUACAAUUCACACUGAAGCAUUCAGCAUGAUGUCAGCUCUUAUAUCAAGUUGCCGUGGUAAUCUGAUUGUCCAUGGUGACAUGAUAAACAAACUCUUCAUACAAACACUUGGUUGGACAAUGAACAGCCAAUCAGAUGACUGCAAGCAAAGACCAUACAGUUGUCUAAGACAAGCUGCUUAUUCAACUCUGGAGACCUGGAUUGAAACUGUUGGAGCCUGUACUGGAAUUGAAUCUUGUGCUGAUAAACUACUUGAGCAGAUCUUGAACGAUGCAAGCCCACAGAUACAAACAACAAAGUUAAAAAUGACAGGUGAUGACAAACCAGCCCCAUCAAUGACCACCUUAAUGCUUUCUGGUAAAGCCAAACAGAAGGGACAAAUAGCUACUGUAGAGAAUGCUAGCAGUCUGGCAGGCCAGCAACGAAUUGACCAUCUUGCUAAUAGUGAGGUGUGUCUAGCUUCACUUAAAGUGUUACGAUGUAUUAUCAUGAAUCUUGGAAGCAGAGUGAAACCUGAUGUACACAAGGAUGUUCAUGACUUUGCCAUCCCACUACUCGUUCGUAUUCAGCAAGUAUCCCUUACCCUCAGCCCUGCCCCAUACUCCAGUGUGGAUUGCCGUAAAGCACUUUACCAUGUGCUUCUAUCCUGUGUUAUUGCACCUCAUCCUAGAUGGCCAGCACCCAUACAGUGUGCCACCAGCUUAUUCAGUCGUGGACGACAAGACACAAGUAUAACGGUUGCUAGUUUUUGCACUGAAGCAUCCAUCGUUUGUCAAUCAAUAAUCCAUCCCAGAGUACCAUCUCUCCAGUAUCCCGUCAACAUGGCCCAACUUGAACCAAAGAGAUCAAUCAACACGGCCUAUGACCUUACAGUAAGAUCUGACCUUGGAUACAUGGACACCAGUGAUGUUGGUGAUGACUCGGCAUUACUAACAAAUGUCAAAGAUAACACCAUCGCUGUGUCCAGCUUUGAUGGUUGGAGAGCGCCUCCAAGUGACCAGGAAGGGCCAUUGUCUGGAAGUCAGCUUUCAACCGCCACGUUGGAUAAUCUAGACCAGGACAAGCAAGGAGAAGAGUCGUCAGAUGAGUCAGAAGAUGAGGAGGAUAUCAAAGAAGAACAGCAGGGUAGUGGGGAUGACAAACAUCUUAAAGAUACUACAAUCCAGCUUCAAGAAAUGAUUAAGAAUAGCCCUGAAGCUUCAGCCAGUCAAGUGUCUAUGAGCUGUAGUAUUGCUGAGGGUCAGACAGCUGGAGAUCGCACCAUUAGUAUUGCUGAACAAGGGGAUGUGGAUCCUCCAGUCACAGCUGGAGAUCGCACCAUUAGUAUUGCUGAACAAGGGGAUGUGGAUCCUCCAGUGAAUGAUGGAGGAAGGUACUCCACAAGGAGACGCUCAAAGAGACAACUAACGAAGCUUCAGAAUCAGGCAAGGAGUGAAGACAAUGAUGCAGAUGCAGAUGGGGAUGAAAAGGUCACCAAGAAAGUAAAGAAAGGCAAAUCACAAGAGAAAGACAAGAAUGUUGGUGAUGCUGAAGAUAAGGUUGGAAAUGAAGACAUGACCGAGGAGACGGCUUCCAUGCUGGCAAGUUUUGUGGACUCAAUGCCAGAUGAAGACUAAAGAUUAUUUUGCUGUGAUUCAUUUGAAAUCAUUUAAUUGAGACAUGCUGAGCUGGCAUUGAAUUCAACAAGAGAGUUAUAUUAGUGAAGCUGUACCGGUGAAUGUUGGUCGAGAGACAGGGCCCAAUUUCAUCAAUUGCAGCCGUUUUGUGCUCACGAGGCGUCCCUUAGCAGAAUUUCAUAAAGCUGUUUACCAUAAGCAAGGGUACAUUUUGUAAAUGCUGACUAAAGCCGGGUUCAUACUUCAUGCGAGUGCGAAUGCGAAGCAAAUUUGAGGUGAAUUUGACGUCACACACUCCUUGCGCAGUGUUUAUUUGCAAGGGAGUGGAGCAGAGUUCAACUGCUGCGAAUUGUUCGUUGCGAAUUUGUCACGUCAACAUUCGCUUCGCAUUUGCAUUCGCAGGAAGUAUUACACACGGUAAGCACACAAUGAGGGAAGUAACAAUGCAAAUCCAUGGUGAACAUGCAUGCGCGCCUAAACAUUUUAACCUUGGUUAAAUACUUUUAUGCUUCUGCACAUUUUUCUGCUAUAGUAAGCACACACAUUUGCUUACUGGUAACUAGCUUUAUGGAUCUGGGCCCUGAUCACCACUAUGGUUCCAGGUCUAGUACAUGAAUUGCUUUUGGCUUGUCCUGCCUUCGGCCCCUUGUUGACUGUCCUAAAAUGUUACUGGUAUUGGAUGCAGACCUGAAAGGUGUUACUUGCUUGAUUUGAUCAAUGGUCAUAACUCUAUGAUGUAUUGGAAGUUCAGAAUUGUAAAGGCCAAGUCACACUACAGUGAUUACGAAAACGAUAACCAUUACGACGCAAAGAUAACGCAUUCUAUUUGUUGAAUUGCUCCACGCAGAAUUCGCACAUGCUCAUUCAACCAAUAGAAUGCGUUCUCUUUGCGUCAUGAUCAUUAUUGCUGCAGUGUGACUCGGCCUUCAGUCAGGCAAAACACCAGGUUAAAGACAAGUGGACACUAUUGGUAACUGUCAAAGACUAGUCUUCGCAGUUGGUGUAUCUCGACACAUGCACAAAAUAACAA
Asterias rubens (European starfish) is the source of this 3652-nucleotide messenger RNA. Its product is annotated as proline-, glutamic acid- and leucine-rich protein 1-like. The record is from RefSeq and is a predicted model, not a curated record. The coding region runs from base 4 to 2622 and encodes 872 amino acids. Gene Ontology annotation, biological process: rRNA processing. Gene Ontology annotation, cellular component: nucleus. NCBI's taxonomy places the organism in Eukaryota, Metazoa, Echinodermata, Asteroidea, Forcipulatida, Asteriidae. The transcript is spliced from 16 exons.